Molecule: messenger RNA, 1647 nt
Organism: Mercurialis annua (annual mercury)
Lineage: Eukaryota; Viridiplantae; Streptophyta; Magnoliopsida; Malpighiales; Euphorbiaceae
Product: tubulin alpha chain
Exons: 3
Coding region: 154-1506 (450 amino acids)
Biological process (GO): microtubule cytoskeleton organization; mitotic cell cycle
Cellular component (GO): microtubule; cytoplasm
Molecular function (GO): GTP binding; structural constituent of cytoskeleton
Source: RefSeq, a predicted model, not a curated record
AUUCAGCCUCCAUCCCUCAGAUUUUUCUACUUCUCUCUCUAGAUCGUCCUUUCUCUCACUAAAAACAAGGCGUCAUAAUAAACGCCUUUGUUUCGGUUAGAUUCUCUAAUUUUGUCAAUUUUGUCAGUUUAAUUUUUUUCAGAUCUAGCGAAAAUGAGAGAAUGCAUCUCGAUUCACAUCGGUCAGGCCGGAAUUCAGGUCGGAAACGCCUGCUGGGAGCUGUACUGCCUUGAGCAUGGCAUUCAGCCUGAUGGCCAGAUGCCAAGUGACAAGACUGUUGGCGGAGGAGAUGAUGCCUUCAACACUUUCUUCAGUGAAACCGGUGCUGGAAAGCAUGUUCCCCGUGCUGUAUUUGUAGAUCUUGAGCCUACUGUUAUCGAUGAAGUCAGAACUGGAACUUACCGCCAACUCUUCCACCCUGAACAGCUCAUCAGCGGCAAAGAAGAUGCUGCCAACAACUUUGCCCGUGGUCAUUAUACCAUUGGCAAGGAGAUUGUUGAUCUGUGCUUGGACCGUAUCAGGAAGCUUGCUGAUAACUGUACUGGGCUACAAGGAUUCCUUGUUUUCAAUGCUGUUGGUGGUGGUACCGGAUCUGGUCUUGGAUCACUUCUCUUGGAGCGUUUGUCGGUUGAUUACGGAAAGAAGUCUAAGUUGGGCUUCACUGUUUACCCAUCACCUCAGGUCUCCACCUCAGUUGUUGAGCCUUACAACAGUGUGCUUUCAACUCACUCUCUGUUGGAACACACCGACGUUGCUGUGCUUCUCGACAAUGAGGCCAUCUAUGAUAUCUGCAGACGAUCUCUCGACAUUGAGCGCCCGACUUACACCAACCUUAACAGACUUGUUUCUCAGGUGAUUUCCUCAUUGACUGCUUCUUUGAGGUUCGAUGGUGCAUUGAAUGUGGAUGUGACUGAGUUCCAGACUAACUUGGUCCCGUACCCGAGAAUCCAUUUCAUGCUUUCCUCUUACGCUCCCGUCAUCUCAGCUGAGAAAGCAUACCAUGAACAGCUCUCUGUUGCUGAAAUCACCAACAGUGCUUUUGAGCCCUCAUCUAUGAUGGCCAAGUGUGAUCCCCGUCAUGGAAAGUAUAUGGCUUGCUGUUUGAUGUACCGUGGAGAUGUUGUCCCCAAGGAUGUUAACGCUGCAGUUGCUACCAUCAAGACCAAGCGUACCAUUCAGUUUGUCGACUGGUGCCCAACUGGAUUCAAGUGCGGUAUCAACUACCAGCCACCCACUGUUGUUCCUGGCGGCGACCUUGCUAAGGUGCAGAGAGCUGUCUGCAUGAUUUCAAACUCGACCAGUGUUGCUGAGGUGUUCUCCAGAAUUGACCACAAGUUUGAUCUCAUGUAUGCCAAGCGUGCUUUUGUUCACUGGUAUGUCGGUGAGGGUAUGGAGGAAGGAGAAUUCUCUGAGGCUCGUGAGGAUCUUGCUGCUCUCGAGAAGGAUUAUGAGGAAGUUGGCGCUGAAUCGGCUGAGGGCGAUGAUGAUGAAGGUGAAGAUUAUUGAGUGCCUUAGCUUAGUUUCUUAUACUAUCGAUCCUGUGUGUGUUUUGAUUGUUAUCUGUUAUGAACCUAUGCUCUAAACUUUGAAGCUAUCUUUGCUUCAGUAUCCGUAAUCAGACUUGAUGAAUAUUCACUUGCCUUUUCA